Messenger RNA from Helicoverpa zea (corn earworm), 2757 nucleotides. It is a transcript of the gene MFS9, whose product is annotated as vesicular glutamate transporter 1. Gene Ontology annotation, cellular component: plasma membrane. The record is from RefSeq and is a predicted model, not a curated record. Gene Ontology annotation, molecular function: transmembrane transporter activity. NCBI's taxonomy places the organism in Eukaryota, Metazoa, Arthropoda, Insecta, Lepidoptera, Noctuidae. Gene Ontology annotation, biological process: monoatomic anion transport; transmembrane transport. The transcript is spliced from 11 exons. Bases 203 to 1726 code for a protein of 507 amino acids.
AUUGUCGUGUCAGUCCACAGUGAGAGGCGCGGGCGUCGAACGCUGACUUGCCGGCCUCCAAAUACCAACCGACGUUCACCUUUGAACCUAAACAAAGAAAACUCGACCUUAGAUCGUUACGAUAAAGUCGCUUUUCAAAUCUCAACCGUUUUAUGGUGUAGUGACCCCGUUGCCGAAAACCAGUGAAUUCAGUGUUGUGAAAAUGAAUGAAGACAAUACAGUAUCGGACGAUAUGAAAAGGCAGGCUGCAAUGUUCUAUAACAGCACACAAAGAGAGCAGUCCAAAGACCAUCAGAUGUCAUGGUGCUUCUGGCGGCGGAGACGGCUGGUGGUAGCGAUACUGGCAUUCUUCGGGUUCUUCAACGUUUACGCGCUGAGGGUGAACCUGUCAGUUGCCGUGGUCGCCAUGACAGAACCUGUGGAGACUAAGCUGGAAAAUGGCACUAUUGUUUAUAUUCCAGAGUUUGACUGGAGCUCUCAAACCAAGGGUCUGGUGUUGAGUUCCUUCUUCUACGGGUACCUGAUCACGCAGCUGCCUGGCGGCUGGCUCGCGGCUAAAAUAGGAGGUAACAGGGUGUUCGCGAUAGGCAUUGGCGCGACAUCUUUGCUGACUCUUUUCACACCGCCGCUUGCGCAUACCAGUACUGCGCUCUUGAUUGCUGUUCGAGUUGUCGAGGGAUUAUUUGAGGGUGUGACAUACCCGUGCAUCCACGCAGUAUGGUCCCGCUGGGCGCCGAGCUCGGAGCGGGCUCGACUGGCAACCUUCGCGUUCAGCGGCAGCUACGCCGGCACUGUGGUGUCCAUGCCCAUAUGUUCUCUGUUAGCUCACUAUACUGGCUGGCCGGGGAUAUUCUAUGUUUUUGGUCUUUCGGGUUUAAUAUGGACGACGAUUUGGUGGCUCGUCGUAAAGGAAUCUCCUGAGAAAGACCCUCACAUCAGUCCUGCCGAACUUAAAUACAUACAGGACUCCCGCGGCACUCAAGCAGUGGAAGGCUCAAAGAUCCGUCACCCGUGGAAGGCGAUGCUAACAUCGGGGCCGGUGUGGGCGAUCGUCAUGGCACACUUCAGUGAAAACUGGGGCUUUUAUACGCUGCUUACGUUCUUACCUACUUUUAUGCAAGAUGUAUUCAAAUUCGAGACAUCACAAACCGGCUUCUUAUCGGCCGUGCCGUACCUAGCGAUGGCGAUAGUACUGCAAGUCGCCGGCCACGCGGCUGACUGGCUGCUACGAAGAGGAAUCAUGUCUAGGACUAAUAUUAGGAAGCUGUUUAACUGCGGGGCUUUUUUGUCACAGACGGUAUUCAUGGUAGCGGCGGCUUACUCGACUACUGUAACAGGGUGUAUAGUGUUCCUGACAAUUGCAGUCGGUCUCGGAGGAUUUGCCUGGUCUGGAUUCAGCGUGAACCACUUGGACAUAGCGCCGCCUCACGCCAGCGUGCUCAUGGGCCUGUCCAACACCAUCGCCACUCUGCCCGGCAUCAUCAGUCCGCCGCUCGCUGGAUCUAUUGUUACUGAUAAGACAGCAGACCAAUGGCGCAUAGUAUUCUUCAUCUCCAGCGCCAUCUAUCUACUCGGAGCUGCCGUGUACGGCGUCCUCUGCUCCGCCGAGCUACAGCCCUGGGUACUCGAGCUCGAUACCGACGCCAGCUUCGAUACCGAUGCCGACACGCUGUCAACGCCCGCCGGACUCGAUAACAAGGGGCUGGAGUACCAGAAUGAUAUGUAAAAGCAGGAAAAACUAUAAAAAUGACAAAACCUUUGAAGAAACCUACAAAAAUGGCGUUUUGAAUUCUAAAUUUUGUGUUUCUUAUGUUGUUAUCGGCUGAAUAGACACCUAUUUUGUAGGAUAAGCUAGUGAAAACAGGAAAAAUUACGCAUUAUUUAUCAAAAAUAUCAUUUCUGGCGUUUGAUCUUCACGCCAGCUUCGAUACUGACGCCGACACACUGUCAACGCCUGCCGGACUCGAUAACAAGGGACUAGAGUACCAGAAUGAUAUGUAACACCAAGAAAAAUAAUUAAAAUUGCGGAUGGAAAAAUUAUGAAUCACAAAAAUUAACAAACUUGGAAGAAAACUACAAAAAUGGCGUCAUAAGUUGCAAUUUUUUUUGGAUCUAUUUCGUAGGAUAAGUUAGUAAGAACAUUAAAAUGUAACAUUUUUUAUCAAAAAAAUCUCUUGGCGCCCUGUACUCCGCCGAGCUACAGCCUGGGUGCUCGAGCUCGAUACCGACGCCAGCUUCGAUACCGAUGCCGACACGCUGUCCACGCCCGCCGGACUCGAUAACAAGGGACUAGAGUAUCAGAAUUAUAUGUAACACCAAGAAAAAUGAUUAAAAUGUAGGAAGGAAAAAUGAUGAAAACUCGGAAGAAAACUACAACAAUUUACGGUGGAAAAUGAGUUGAAAAUUGUUGCAAUUUUUGUGUUUUUUUGCAUACCUAUGUUGUUUUCGUCUGAAUAGUCACUUACAUUCUAGGACAAGUUAGCAUGUACAGUAAAAUAUUGUGUAAUUACUACAUAUAAAAAAAUACGGAAAAAUGAUGAUCAAUUUUUUUUGAAUUUUCAUGUGAUUGUGUGCUUAUUUUUUACGUUAUUAUUGUUAAGCAAUGAUAAAAUAUAAUUUUUAAUUAAGACGUUUAAUUAAGUAUAUCAUCACAGUUAUCGGAUUUGAUCUUGACCACAAUUAUAAUUUAUCCUACUAAAAGUCACGCUGUAACGGCUGAACGGAUUUUGAUGAAAUUUUCCAAUAAAAGAGUUUAUU